Spirometra erinaceieuropaei is the source of this 678-nucleotide messenger RNA. Lineage: Eukaryota; Metazoa; Platyhelminthes; Cestoda; Diphyllobothriidea; Diphyllobothriidae. The record is from the annotation of a GenBank genome assembly.
AUGGUCGAGCGGUUUCACCGCCAGCUGAAGGCCUCCCUACACGCCGCGGCCGAUCCGGAGAACUGGACGGACCACCUUCCCCUGGUCCUCUUGGGUAUCCGCUCCGCUCUGAAGCCGGACCUUGAUUGUUCCGCAGCUGAACUGGUGUUCGGUGCCACCGUCCGACUCCCCGGUGAGAUGAUCUCGCCAACCCCACAAGGUGCGGUUGAGGAUCCCACCAACCUCCUGCAUCGCCUCCGGCAGUUUAUGCGGACACUUUCCCCGGUUCCUCCCAGGUGCUCCGCCUCUCCGUCUUAUCUCGAGAAGGACUUGACAACGUGCUCUCACGUCUAUCUCCGAUGUGAUCGAGUCCGCCGGUCCCUGGAACCACCCUACGAUGGCCCCUUCCGAGUUAUCUCUCGUGGGACGAAGAACUUCCGCAUCCAACGCGGCACUCGUGAAGAGGUCGUGAGUGUGGACCGUCUCAAAGCUGCCGUCCCGGACACUCCUCCGGAUGAGCCCUGUGGUCCCCCUACCCCCUGCUCCGCCUCCCCGACCCUCUAUUCCACCGUCCCAUAUACUUCCUCUGCCCCCAUGUCCGCAACCCACAACUCCAACUACUACUUCAUCAACCAGCAACACUGUAACCGCGAGCCAUACUCACUCUACUCCUGUGCCCCCUGUAUAUAUCACCCGUAG